Molecule: messenger RNA, 1190 nt
Organism: Eremomyces bilateralis CBS 781.70
Lineage: Eukaryota; Fungi; Ascomycota; Dothideomycetes; Eremomycetales; Eremomycetaceae
Exons: 1
Coding region: 265-1026 (253 amino acids)
Source: RefSeq, a predicted model, not a curated record
GAAUGACCUGAAACGCCUUCAUUCAACAUAGCGAGUUAGAGAUCGUAGGAAAUUGAAUCGCAACGCAUCGCAUUUCGUUCGACCGAAGAAUAUGUCUUCGGUCUCGGUCUAAUCGGCGUCGUACGCAAAGAAAAAGGCACUGUAGCGUGCUCAAGACCUGUUUAAUUCCUUUAGUCAAGUCAGCUCCAAGACUGUGACAAGGUAAACUCAAAAAAGGAAACCAGAGACAAAGGAAACUUACAACAACCCCAGCGUCAAAUCGCCAUGAAUCUUCGCCUUCAACUGUAUCUCGAUGUCCAAAUUCAACUCCAAUCGCAGCCGCAACUGCUCAUCCUUCCCGUCCCCCCCAUCAUCCUGCUUCUCCCCUCCCCCCACCAACCCCCCUGCCGCCUGCCCUACCCCCCCAACCGUAUCGUUCACCGUACCCCCCACCUUAUCUACCGCCCCUCCCGCCGUAUUCUUCACCAGAUCCCCCGUCUGCCCAACCAUCUCUCCACCAGGCAACUCCUCCCCAAUGCCCCCCAGCGUGCCACCACCUUGCGGUCGCUGACGCUGGCGCUGACGGUUCCGUCGUCCUCCCGCCGCAGACACGUCGCUCCGCGGAAUGCUCUCCGUAUCGCUAACGCUAACCCCGCGCCGUCCGCGCCCGCGCGACUGCCGUCGCCGACUCGCUGCCUUCUGCGGCAGCGGCUGGGGUUCGGGCUCGGGGUCCUCGACCUCUUCGACCUGGGGCCCGCCGUUGGCCUCGGCACCGGCAGAAGCUUGGGGUUCAGCGUCCGAGGGUGCGUCGUCGGCGUCGUCGCUGUCGGGGUCCGGAGUGGGUUGUUGAGUGGCUUGUUUCUUUUGGUUAAGUUUCUUGGGGGCCUUGCGGGUGGAUUCGCUGGUUUUGGAUUGUUGGGAGGAGGCGCCGAGGCCGGCGCCGGCGGAGGCAGAGGCGGCUCCUUCGCCGUUGGCAUUGAGGUUGGAGGAGGAUUCUUCGGUUUGUUUGGAAGACAUGGUGGUGGCUGGGUAGAUAUGUGUCUAUGAGAGGGAGAUAGUGGUUGAAAAAGGGCAGGUAUAGCUUAGAUGAAUAAUUUUGUAUGAUUGUAAAAGACGUAGUAGGAAUGAACUUUUCGUGACUGAUGGAUGGAGAGAGAGGGAGUCAAGAGAAAAGUGACGUCUUGACAGAACUUGUAGAUUGGAAAAUAAAA